UUUUCUUGAUAUGGAUAUGCUCCAGGAUGGCAUUUCACAGUCUAUAUCUGAUGCUCCACCAGCUCAUUACGUAGUGAGAGUAGAGUUAUUUUCGCUCCUCGCAAAGAAUUCAAUAGAAAAAUACGUGUCAGAGAAAUUUGAAGCUGGAGGAUAUAAAUGGAAGUUGGUCCUACACCCAAGUGGAAACAAGGGCAAAAAUAUAAAAGACCAUGUUUCACUAUACUUGGCUUUGGAUGAAGCAAGUUUACCUCAUCCUGCUUGGGAGAUCUAUGCGAAUUUUCGAUUGUUUUUGCUUGACCAGAACACCGACAACUACUUAGUUGUCCAAGAUGCAACGGGAAAGGAAAGGAGAUUUUACAAAAUGAAGGCUGAAUGGGGAUUUGAUAAGUUCAUUACUCUAAAAGAGUUCAACGAUGCCUCUAAAGGUUAUUUGGUGGAUGAUACAUGUGCAUUUGGAGCAGAAGUCUAUGUAUGCAAGGAAAGAAGCAGAAGUAAAGGGGAAUCCAUAGUAAUGGUGAAGGAUUCCUUUACCUACAAGCAUGUCUGGGAGAUUAACAACUUCUCAAAAUUGGACUUAGAAUGCUAUGACUCUAAAACAUUCAAUGCUGGCAACUAUGAGUGGAAGAUAAAACUAUAUCCCAAAGGAAACGGUCCUGGAUUUGGCAGUCAUCUUUCUUUGUACUUAGCCUUAUCUAACCCAUCAACACUUUCUCCUGCUUCAAAAAUAUAUGCACAGAUAACAUUACGCAUACUUGACCAAAAGCAAGCCAAGCAUCACUUUGGAAAAGCUAAUUACUGGUUUAGUUCCUCAAACCAUGAACGCGGUGCAUCAAGAUUGAUUCCACUCAGUUAUUUCACCAGUCAAUACCAGGGUUUUCUGGUGAAGGAUAGUUGCUUGGUGGAAGCUGAGGUCCAAAUUCUCGGGGUGGUUGAAGCAUUGUCCUGAGUUUGUCUAUAAAACAGUCACAAUGAAGCACCGACACAAUUUCUAUUUCGCUUUCCAUAGGCAUAAUUGGUUAUAUAUGAAAGCUAUACAUGGAA
Messenger RNA from Arachis stenosperma, 1041 nucleotides. RefSeq lists its product as uncharacterized. The coding region runs from base 11 to 946 and encodes 311 amino acids. The transcript is spliced from 6 exons. The record is from RefSeq and is a predicted model, not a curated record. Lineage: Eukaryota; Viridiplantae; Streptophyta; Magnoliopsida; Fabales; Fabaceae. Gene Ontology annotation, molecular function: protein binding.